AAAAAUUAGUUGUCUGUGGUACGAGGUAAGAGCGUUAAAUACGAAAUUAGGAAAUGGUUUAAAUUUUUAUUUAAAACUAAAAUAGCGUUUAAAUAAAAAUGGGUAUUAAAGGACUAUGGGGUGUGUUGAAUCCUUACAGUGAAAAGAAAGCGCUACAUGAGAUAAGAGGUGAAACAGUUGCUGUGGACCUUGCAGGAUGGGUGUGCGACAGUCAGAAUGUUACUGAAUACUAUAUACAGCCUAAAUUAUAUUUGAGAAACCUUUCCUUUAGAACUAUUUACCUCAUACUGGCUGAUAUAAAUCCAGUAUUUGUUCUGGAAGGAGAUGCUCCAGAACUCAAGAGGGAUGUAAUGGCUGCUCGCAAUGCUAUACAGUUCAAAGGUGCUGCUCCAAAGACAGCCUUUGCCAAAGGCAAAGUGCCUAAUGUCACUAGGAAAAGAUUUAAAGGUGUAUUAAAGGAGUGUGAGACUCUUCUUAGAAGUAUGGGAGUGAGAUGUGUGAAGGGUAGAGGAGAAGCUGAGGCCACUUGUGCAAGACUAAACGCUAAAGGUGUAGUGAAUGCAGUCGUUUCACAAGACUCUGAUUGCUUCGCGUACGGCGCUAAGCGCGUUUAUCGCAACUUCAGCGUGUCUAGCGCGGCGGGGGGCGGCGCUCUGCAGGGCUCCGUCGACUGCUAUGACGCGGACAAAAUGUACCGCAGUAAUGGUUUCGGCCGUAAGAAAAUGGUGGCGUUAGCUUUGCUGUGCGGUUGUGACUAUGGCGUCGGCGCUUGUGGCUCAUCAAUAACAACGGUGGUUUCAUUUCUGCACACCGUGCCGGAAGAGGAUGUUAUUCCCAGGUUAUUGUCUUGGGUGAGUGAUCCUGAAGAUUACGCAGAGAAAGCGCGUUGGAUGUCGGCGCCGGGCCGCUGCGACCGCUGCGGGCACGUCGGUCGCACGCACGCUAGAAACGGCUGCCCCGUGUGUGUCACUCACAAGGGAUGCACUGAUCUUGGCCACAAGUCCAAAGUAGCGGAAGUGAAACGUGAAGUAUCGCUUCGGAAUCGGGCCCUGUCGUGCGGAAUGCCGUUCCCCGAACCGAAAGUUAUGAAGGAAUUCAUGAACGCCACACCAGAAGAUAUAGAUCUCGAUAGCCUGAACAUUCCUACUCCAAGUUUAAUCCAGUUUGUGAAAAUCAUGACGUACAAACUGGACUGGUCGGAAAAAUAUUGCGUUGAAAAGUUUCUGCCAUUACUGACAAAAUGGCACUUACAAGAAAAUGUACCUAAUAGGACUCUGAAGCCUAUAGAAAUAAAGAAAAAGAGGAAUCCUAGAGGAGUUCCCAGUUUUGAAGUUUUGUGGAAAGAUAUUGAUGGACAAUAUGAAGCUCUUAUUCCCGACGAUCAGUUUGAAGAAGGUGAAGAUAUAAACGGUCCCUGGACAUCUGUGGAAAGGCAAGAUCUUAUGCGCCAAUAUUAUCCAGACUUAGUAGAAAAGUACGAAGAAUCUAUCAAGAAGCCACCGAAAGAAAAGAAAACAAAGGGACGAAAGAAAAAAGACAAUCCAGACAAACAAGAACAAACCGAUAAGCCAAAGAGAAAGUACAUUAGAAAGCCUAAACAACUGAAAGAUCUCACCCUUUCUGAACUAAACGAAUCAUUGAAAAUUCUGAAUAUAACAAAUAAAGAUUUCAAUUCAAGUUCUUGUAAAGCAAACGUCAGUGUUUCUAUCAAUAAAUUGAAAAGAAAAUUAAAAAAUCCUGCAAAGAGUAAAACAAAAAAUACAAUUGAUAAUUACCUACAACCGCGUAAAAAACGUAAAUCUUCUAAAUUAAUGCAGUCUUUAGGAGACAGUUUCAGAAAUUUGUCCCUUGUGAAUAAUGAAUCUUUAAAUCUCAAACAUUUUGAUGCUUCUAUUAAUAAAGAAAACUUAAAAGAUAAUAAGCAUUUGUUGAGUAUGUUUGAUAUGACCAAAGACGAUGUCGACGAAAAUGAUUUGUCAGCGAUAGUUGACGAUAUUAUUUCUAAAGCUACUGUCACUUCCGCUAACGUAAAUGUGAAUAAUAAAUCUUUGGACCUUAAUAAUUUUGAUGCUUCUGUUAAUAAAGAAAACUUAAAAGAUAAUAAGCAUUUGUUGAGUAUGUUUGAUAUGGCCGAAGACGAUGUUGACGAAAAUGAUUUGUCAGCGAUAGUUGACGAUAUUAUUUCUAGAGCUACUGUCACUUCCGCUAACGUAAAUGUGAAUAAUAAAUCUUUGGACCUUAAUAAUUUUGAUGCUUCUGUUAAUAAAGAAAACUUAAAAGAUAAUAAGCAUUUGUUGAGUUUGUUUGAUAUGACCGAAGACGAUGUUGACGAAAAUGAUUUGUCAGCGAUAGUUGACGAUAUUAUUUCUAGAGCUCCUACUGUCACUACCGCUAAAGUAAAUAGCAAUUUCGUCAAAUUGAUCUUUGAGAAAAAUCACUUACCGAGAAAGUCUAUCCUAACUCAAAGAUUUGAUGAAAACAAUUGCUCAACGCCCAAAAACAGUCCAGUGCGAAAAAGCAUUCACGAUACAAACGCUGGCAGACGGUCUUCUAUCCCUAAAGCAAAUACAAGCUAUUUCUUUGAUAAAUUUACUGACGAGUGCGAUGCUUUCGAGAUGUCUGUGGAAUAUAAACAGAAAAUUGCUUGUAUAAAUCUGGAUUCCGAUGCAACAUUGGAAUAUAGCUUACUUGAUGUUUGAUUGUAAUGUUUUAAAUAAUAAUAAUCAAGUUUGUGAUAUUUAAACAAUAAAUUAAUUUAUAUAA
Molecule: messenger RNA, 2763 nt
Organism: Bicyclus anynana (squinting bush brown)
Lineage: Eukaryota; Metazoa; Arthropoda; Insecta; Lepidoptera; Nymphalidae
Gene: Gen
Product: flap endonuclease GEN
Exons: 11
Coding region: 99-2699 (866 amino acids)
Molecular function (GO): 5'-flap endonuclease activity; four-way junction DNA binding
Source: RefSeq, a predicted model, not a curated record